UCGCGUUGCCAUGGGCGACUGUGCUCUGCUGCCAGAAUGCCGCGGUGAUCUAACGAGGAACUGGGAUACGUCUGCGAACCAAACAGCCCGUCGGACUUUCCUUGCUUUCUUCGCGGAUCGCAGGCAUUAAGAUGACGUACGAGAGGCAGCAGGCCGAUAUCAACAGAGAAUUUCGUCCAGUGAAAGGAUUCGAGGGGAUAAAAGUACGUUACUUGAGGUUUCCACAUGACGUACUAGACAAGGCGGAAUGUGAUCAUUGCCAGUACAUUCCAAAGGAAGUAUAUUAUCUUCGUUGCUUCAAGCAUAAACUCUGUCCGGAAUGCAAGCAUUAUUACAACGCUUAUUACUGCAACAAAUGUGGAGUUCAAACAAGCACCAAAGAGCUUAGUGAUGCUGUGAGAUAUAUCAACGAUGAGGCAAAACACCUGCGGGUGCUUUGCCCAUUUUGUGAGGAGGAAAUGCGGCUGGAAUUGAUGGAGGAUCAUUAUCAAGAAUGCCUCGAGAGGCCAAUUGACUGCAUCUGCUGUAAGAGCGAGAUGCUGAACAAGGAGAGCACCAAGCAUAACCUCCAAUGUCCAUGGCGUCUUGUGCGCUGCGAGAACUGUGAAACGUUUUACGCCUACUCUUUAGAAAAGAAACACAAGUCUGAGUGUCCGAAGACCGAAAGGAAGGGUUCCGACGGCGAUGUCAACGUUCUCAACGAAAGCCUACAAAAUAAUCAAGACAUGGAGUGCCAGGAGCAAUUGGUUUUUUGUGCCACCUGCAACAGUAUAAUGAUUUAUGAGGACCUCGGCAUGCACAAGUAUCAGUGUCCGAUGAUGGAAAGGGAGUGUUCCGACUGCGGCGUCAAGGUUCUGAACAGAAACCGUCAAAUUCAUCUAGACUUCAUGUGCCGGAAGCGAUUGGUUAGUUGCUUCGCCUGCGACAGUACAAUGUGUCCCUAUGAAUGGAUGGACCAUGACCAAGAAUGCCCCGAGAAGUUAGUGUACUGCGACGACUGUUCGGACAAGGUUCUACGGAAGGAGAAGUUCAAGCAUGCCUCCGAGUGUCCAAUGCGUGUUGUGUACUGCGGGAACUGUGAAGGGUUUUACGCCUACUCUUCAGAAAAGGAGCACAAAGAGCAGUGUGAAAUAAAGAAACUUGCUUGCGAGUACUGCACAUUGGAACUGAAAGGCGAUGAUGAAAAAAACGCGCACCUUGAAACCUGUGAAGACGCUUUGAUUGAAUGUCCUUUUAAAGAGUUUGGAUGCAGCGAGAAAGCCCCAAGAAAAAAAAUGCAGGAACAUGAGAACGACCCACACAAUGCACUGCUUAAACAAGUGAUCGUUAAGGCGAUGGACACGAUUUCAGAGCUUCAACAGAAAGUAAAAGAAAUGGAGCGGUGCAACAUGUCUCAACGAGAGGAAGCGAGGAAUGAAAAAGCGAAGCUGGAAAAAAGAAUACAAGAACUGGAGAACAGUCAGCUUGAGGCGGAUCAAUAUCGAAUUGACCUUGAAGACGACGUUAAGGUCUCCAGAACUGUGCUGCAGAGCCUAGAGGAUAAAGUCGGUCGCAUCUCAAAGGAAGCAGCCACCCGAAGGAGAGUGGACAUGCUCAACGAAAGAGUCGAGACGUACCUUGGUCCUUUGGAACGGCUGCUGAACGGCCUGCGUGAUGUAGACGAACAAUGAAAGGCACUCCCCCACUUGUACCUGUCUCCGAUUCUGUCUGUAUCGAGCUGCUGUGUUCCGAGCGUUCCAACACCCAUAUUUCUGUUGACUGCAUGUGAGUGGCAGAACGCAUCGAUUAAACCAGGAGUCUUCAAAAGUA
Molecule: messenger RNA, 1809 nt
Organism: Ixodes scapularis (black-legged tick)
Lineage: Eukaryota; Metazoa; Arthropoda; Arachnida; Ixodida; Ixodidae
Product: TNF receptor-associated factor 6
Exons: 14
Coding region: 132-1670 (512 amino acids)
Biological process (GO): regulation of canonical NF-kappaB signal transduction; tumor necrosis factor-mediated signaling pathway; positive regulation of JNK cascade
Cellular component (GO): plasma membrane signaling receptor complex
Molecular function (GO): zinc ion binding
Source: RefSeq, a predicted model, not a curated record